AGCUCUGGCGUCACAACGAGGAGAGAAAGGGACGGGAUGAGUGUGAUCGGUACUGGAGCAUCACGAGUUUCGGGCAUUUGAUCUCGUGAGCGUAACAUUUGCGAGAGUGUUCGACUUCUCUCAAUGACUUCUUAUUAGCUACUUGUCUUUGUAUUGCUAUCAAAUAAAGGAACCAGCGGAGACGUACUAUAGCCCUCGUUCUCUCAAUUAAGCUCGACGUAGCUUCAACCCUACCCUUGUCCUAUUGUGCCCCCUCGCGUCCGUCUUCCACAAUGGAUAUCGCCUACGAUCAUAUCCUAGAGGAGGCCCUGAUUCCCGAUGAAGCUGCUCUCGAGCGGAGCCAGAACGAGAAGAAGCCAGAACAAGGUAGUCUCAAUACCGAGUUUCAGGAAGCUUACAAGGCCUUCUCCGCAAGUCCUUGGGGUACUCGUCUCGGUGGAAUUUGGGGAAAUGUCAGGAAACAGGGUGAAACGUAUCUCGAAGGCGCGAAGCAGGAAUACAAUGCUGCUAGUGAGCAAGCAUCCAAGGGCUUCACAGAUCUUCGCUCGAGCUUAAUAAAUCGCACGCGGUCACUCUCUCUUAACUCUCUCGGUCAGGAUACUGAAGGCCCUUCAUCAUCAUCCUCGGCUCAAGCGGGGACAGACGGGUCUACGACACCACAGGCUGGCUCCAGUGGAGAUAUAAUGUCUCAGUCCGAGAGCAUGCUCAGCCGCUUCAAAAGCGAAGCUGCAAAGGGGCUUCGAGAGAUUGAAAAGGCCGAGGAUGCUGCAGACGAGGCUCUGCUGAAAUUUGGUGUCAACAUCCGCAACUUCUUCCGCGAUGCGGUGUCGAUCGCUGCGCCAUCAGAAGAUGCUCAGGGCAAUGAAACUGGCGAGAGCCAAGUGCUUUUUGAAAGCAGAGAUCCCGAGGGAAAGCGAGUUAUCCAUACUACCCGCUUCGAUGCCCAGUUACAUGUCGUUCACUCGUCGCUUGACAGCUUCUUGCGAGAUCCGUCAAGCGCGGAAUAUGCUCCUUGGAAGAAGGACUUUGACGUGGAAAAGAAGACGGCUGAAAUCUCGACUGACCUCGAGAAGUAUCCUGAACUUCGCCGCGCUAUGGAGAAGCUUGUUCCGGAGAAGGUUGAAUAUGCCGAAUUUUGGACGAGAUAUUACUUUUUGCGGCACGUAGUUGAAACGGAAGAAAAGCGUCGAAAGGAGCUUCUUCGAGCCGCUGAGCCCGAUGACGAGGAAGAAGUCCCCUGGGACGAGGACUCUGAGGAAGAGGAUGCUACAACCCCUCAUCAGGCAAGCAGCCAGUCUGCGUCGACUGGAGCUCCUGCAGCAUCGCAGGCUCCCACUGCAGCCACAGCUGCCGAACCAAAAGACACCCUCAAGCCUGUCGCUGGACCCCGACGAUCGAAUGACGGACACUCGCAAGCCGACAGCGACGCGAGCUACGACGUUGUCAGCGGUGCCACGAGCCGAACUCCGGGCAGCCCCAAGGAGGACCGAAGGGAGACUGUCAAUGAAGAGAGUGACGAGGAGGACUGGGAGUAAAGUGCUCAGAGGUUGUAGCUGCAAAGUAUCAUAUCACUUGUUUCUCCGUACGGGUUUUUCAUGCGCCAGUCAUUCAAAUACUUUGGCGUUGGAUUUGGCAAUGCUUUUUUUAAAGCCUCUUGGGUCAUAGCUGGGAUUUCUCUUUUUGCUUUUUAUCUACCUACCUAUUCAAGCUUGCGUCACACGGACACUUUGACGCGACGGCGUUUCUUUGGUCAGGAUCAUGUUGACUUAAUAAUCUACUUAUUUCUAUUCUUCUCUCUGCUUUGACGAUUUGCGUAUUGAGACCCCCGCGAGCAUGUGAGAUGAGCUACUAUACAAGUGGGCAUACUGUGGAGGCACUAUGUGCAUCCGUGGAACAAACUAAAUACUGUAGACAAAUUUGGGCAAAGCAGACCAGCACGCUGUCCAAAGUAAAUAAUUGC
Messenger RNA from Xylona heveae TC161, 1960 nucleotides. RefSeq names its product BSD-domain-containing protein. The transcript has 3 exons. The coding region runs from base 273 to 1535 and encodes 420 amino acids. NCBI's taxonomy places the organism in Eukaryota, Fungi, Ascomycota, Xylonomycetes, Xylonales, Xylonaceae. Gene Ontology annotation, cellular component: cytoplasm. The record is from RefSeq and is a predicted model, not a curated record.